Molecule: messenger RNA, 1238 nt
Organism: Benincasa hispida (wax gourd)
Lineage: Eukaryota; Viridiplantae; Streptophyta; Magnoliopsida; Cucurbitales; Cucurbitaceae
Source: RefSeq, a predicted model, not a curated record
UUACUCCCAAUUGGUUUAGGAAUUUAAACUUGUUUUUAUAAUUAACUCUUUGCUCAUAAAAUCUCUCACAAACUCUUUGAUUUUCACUCAAUUUGAAGAAUUUCUUAGCAAGAUUCAGAGCUUAAUUCUUCUCUCCAGCUUUGCAUUUCGUUUUAGGAUUAGGAUCGUAGGAAGUAUGAGACUAAGGAAGGGGGAUCAAGUUGAGGUGUUGAGCAAGGAGGCGGCUUCGAGUGGUUCAUGGAGUUGUGCUGAAAUUCUUUCUGAUAAUGACCAUUUUUGGUAUAACGUAAGAUAUUUGUCUGUGGAGGAAACAGUCGAGAGGGUACCGAGGAUCGCGAUACGACCAUGUCCUCCCCCCGUUGAACGCACAAAUAUUUGGUUUGUUGGUGAUCUUGCUGAAGCAUUCCACAAUUCUUCAUGGAAACAAGCAAAAAUAAUGAAGAUUGUUGGGGUUGAUUGCUAUAUAGUAAGACUACUUGGAUCACCUAAUUUAGACAUAUCGGUUAGCCAAUCUAAUCUGAGAAUGCGACAGGCUUGGCAUGAUGGAAAAUGGUUUCUCUUACAGAAGGGCAUUGAAGAUUUGGGUUCGUCUAGAAAUAGGCAGACAGAGCCAAACCUGAUGAAAAACAAGGAUCAACAGCCGGCGGUGACGCUUCCUACCGGAUCUCGUAAGAGGCCAUUGCCUUGUCAACCCAUAAAUCAAAAUCUAUCUAUCUGGAGAAGGAAAGUCGGUUCGCCUUCAUUAACACAAGAGUUAAAGAAAUCAAACUCUCCUAUUGAAAAUACUAAUGUCACUACAAGCAAUGCUGGUUUGAGGGAGGGCAACCUUGUUUCAAGAACCUCAACCCACAUUCACACAGAUAGUUGUGUAUCUUCUGUUGGUAGUAACAGUUUCACUAAUGAUUCUUUCAAGAAGCCGUUUAUUUCUAUGGCUCGUCGUGGUAAAAAAGACGAAGAUACGGAUUAUUACAGUGAUGCUGAAUCAUCUACAGGAAGGGAACAUGAGGAAGAAGACUCAUGCUCCUAUGAGGAAGUAUUAGCUAAAUUCCACAGGUCAGAGUUAAGUGUAUUUCGUUCUUUUAUUAGAGCAUUGUAUGCUUCUGGACCUUUAAGUUGGGAAGAUGAAGUAGAGAUUUCAAAUAUUCGUGCUUUACUUCACAUAUCUAAUGAUGAAUAUUUGUUAGAGCUGAGAGAUUUAAUCUCUACUAAUAAAAAGACAUCUGUAUGAUUUAUUGGAA